Molecule: messenger RNA, 1821 nt
Organism: Thlaspi arvense
Lineage: Eukaryota; Viridiplantae; Streptophyta; Magnoliopsida; Brassicales; Brassicaceae
Source: the annotation of a GenBank genome assembly
AUGGAUUUGAGUCGUUCUCAAGCCAAUUUUACAUUAGGGUUUGGUUGUUCCCACGCAUCAUCAAUGGGUCCGACUCCGAGAAUCCCGAUUGCAGACGAUUCGAUUAAUCUACAAGUCGAUCCGAGUUUCCGAUCAUCGCCGGCCACCUUUUCUCCUAUUCCAUUGCAAUUACUCGAACAAAAGGUCGAGAAGAUCACCGUCGAGGAGCCAAAGAAAGAUGAAGAUCAAAAGGAGGACGAGCAUUUCAGAAUCUUAGGUCACCAUAUGUGUCUGAAAAGGCAACGAGACUGUCCACUUUUAGCUCAAUCGAAACAUCCGAGGAGAACAAUCGGUGACACAGAUCUGGAAUCGAGACGUGCUGCUGUUCGUGCUUGGGGAGAUCAACCUCUUCAUUUGGCGGAUCCAGAUAUACACGAGAUCAUGGAGAAAGAGAAGCAAAGGCAAGUGAAAGGAAUCGAGUUGAUUGCUUCUGAGAAUUUCGUGUGCCGAGCUGUAAUGGAAGCUUUGGGAAGCCACUUGACGAACAAAUACUCUGAAGGCAUGCCUGGUGCGAGAUACUACACUGGGAAUCAAUACAUCGACCAAAUUGAGAAUCUCUGUAUCGAACGAGCUCUUACUGCGUUUAGUCUCAAAUCUGACAAAUGGGGUGUUAACGUUCAGCCUUAUUCUUGUACCUCUGCGAAUUUCGCAGUGUACACCGGAAUUUUACUUCCCGGUGAACGGAUUAUGGGGCUUGAUUCUCCUUCCGGAGGUCACAUGAGUCAUGGCUAUUGUACGCCUGGUGGGAAGAAGAUUUCGGCUGCAUCAAUCUUCUUUGAAAGCUUUCCUUAUAAAGUGAACGCACAAAGUGGAUAUAUUGAUUACGAUAAGCUUGAAGAUAGAGCGCUUGAUUAUCGUCCCAAGAUUCUUAUAUGUGGAGGGAGUUCGUAUCCAAGGGACUGGGAUUUUGCAAGGGUUAGACAAAUUGCAGACAAGUGUGGAGCUAUUUUGAUGUGUGAUAUGGCUCAUAUUAGUGGUCUUGUGGCGACAAAGCACUUGAAAGCCUGUGUUAAAGCAUUAGUAUUGGCCAGUUUCAAUUUGGUUAAGGAAUGUUCAAAUCCAUUUGAUCACUGUGACAUAGUUACCUCAACUACCCACAAAGGUCUACGUGGUCCUAGAGGAGGUAUCAUCUUCUACAGGAGAGGACCAAAGAUCAGAAAGCAAGGCCAUCACUCUAGUCACGGCGACAAUUCCACGCAUUACGAUUUAGAGGAAAAAAUCAACUUUGCUGUUUUCCCGUCGCUACAAGGAGGUCCUCACAACAACCAUAUCGCAGCUCUCGCCAUUGCCUUGAAACAAGUGGCAACUCCAGAGUACAAAGCUUACAUACAACAGAUGAAGAAAAACGCUCAAGCUUUAGCAUCCGCUUUGCUUAGAAGAAAAUGCAGACUGGUUACAGGUGGCACAGACAACCACUUGUUGCUGUGGGAUCUCACUCCUUUUGGCUUAACAGGGAAAGUCUACGAGAAGGUGUGUGAGAUGUGCCAUAUAACCUUAAACAAGACUGCUAUAUUUGGUGACAAUGGUACAAUAUCUCCUGGAGGUGUAAGGAUAGGGACACCGGCGAUGACAACCCGAGGCUGUAUAGAGCCUGAUUUCGAAACAAUAGCGGAUUUUCUUAUCAAGGCGGCUCAGAUAACGAGUGCAUUGCAGAGAGAACAUGGCAAGUCACACAAGGAGUUUGUGAAGAGUCUAUGCACCAACAAAGACAUAUGUGAGCUUAGAAACCGAGUCGAAGCAUUCGCUUUGCAGUAUGAGAUGCCUGCUUCUCAGAUGAAUUGA